This is a messenger RNA of Musa acuminata subsp. malaccensis (wild Malaysian banana), 1783 nucleotides long. Its product is annotated as BAHD acyltransferase DCR-like. The record is from RefSeq and is a predicted model, not a curated record. NCBI's taxonomy places the organism in Eukaryota, Viridiplantae, Streptophyta, Magnoliopsida, Zingiberales, Musaceae.
CAAGAGCUGUAGUGUCAGACUAGUCUAGCUGAGUCCCAAAUGCAUGCACCAAACCUCCAUCCCCCCUUUAUAAGCCCUCCCCAGCUCCCGGCUUCUCUUCCAUCCCAAGUGCUAGAAAUCAGCUGCUGCGUUGAGCAAACCAGGAACGCAUAUCACCAUGUCUCCAAUCCUUUCCACCUUCCACUAUCCUUCUCUUGCUGCUGCUUCUCUCAUCAGUGGUGGUCUCAGUUCCAUCUUCUCCUCUCCUGCUGCUGCUGUCUCCGUGGUGUCGAGAUGCACAGUCUACCCCGACCGCAGGUCCGACCUCGGCGACCUCCCGCUCUCGGUGUCCGACCUCCCCAUGCUGUCGUGCCACUACAUCCAAAAGGGCCUCUUCUUCUCCUCUCCGCCAAUACCCGUUGCCUCACUCCUCUCCCUCCUCACCUCCUCCCUCUCCCGCGCCCUCUCCAUCUUCCCCGCCCUCGCUGGCCGCCUCUGCACCCUCCCUGAUGGUCGCAUCCUCGUCUCCUGCAACGACGCCGGCGCCGAGUUCUCCCAUGCCACCGCCGCUUCCCUCUCCCUCCCUGACCUCCUCCCUCCCUCCGCAGAUGUGCCGCCGGCAGUCAAGUCCCUCUUCCCCCUCGACGGAUCCAUCAGCUUCCACGGUCACACCCGCCCGCUGGCGGCUUUCCAGCUCACCGAGCUUGCCGAUGGAGCUGUCUUCCUUGGCGCGGCCGUCAACCACGCCGUCGUCGAUGGGACCUCCUUCUGGAACUUCCUCAACGCAUGGGCGGAGCUCUGCCGCGGCGGUGACCCCGCAAAGCCCGACUUCCACCGCAACUACUUCGGCGGGUCCAAGGCGGUGCUGUGCUUCCCGGAUGGCCGUGGCCCGGAGGUGACCUUUCCAGUGAAUGCACCGCUUCGAGAACGGAUCUUCCACUUCAGCCGGGAGGCCGUUCUCGAGCUAAAAUCGAGGGCCAACCGCCGCACCAAAAACGUCGUCGCUGGAGACUCCAAGGACGCCGAGGUUUACGGCAAGCAAACCCACGACCCGAAGACGGUGGAAGUGAACGACGAGGAGGAGAUUUCGUCCUUCCAGUCACUGUGCGCCCACGUCUGGCGGUCGGUGACGCGGGCGCGAACGCGGCUGCCGGCUGAGGCCAUAACCACGUUCCGUAUUGCGGUGAAUUGCCGGCACCGGGUGGUUCCCCCAGUGGCGGCGAACUACUUCGGGAACGCGAUCCAGAGCAUCCCGACGAAGGCGGCGGUGGGGGAGGUGGCGGGGCGGGACCUCCGCUGGGUGGCGGCGCUGCUGCACCGCAGCGUGGCGGGGCACGGGGACGAGGCGAUUCGGCGCGGGGUGGCGGAGUGGGAGGCAGCGCCACGGUGCUUCCCGCUGGGGAACCCGGACGGCGCGGGGUUGACCAUGGGGAGCUCCCCCCGGUUCCCCAUGUAUGAAGGAAAUGACUUCGGGUGGGGUCGGCCGGCGGCGGUGCGGAGUGGCCGGGCCAACAAGUUCGACGGGAAGAUGUCGGCGUUCCCGGGGCAUGAGGGUGGCGGGAGCGUGGAGCUCGAGGUGUGCCUGACGCCGGAGACCAUGACGGCUCUCCUCCGCGACGAGGAGUUCAUGAGCUACGUAUCCAUGUAGAGAAGUGAUGGCGGCGACCAAGCCUUACACCAACUGCCUUGUGAACUCGUUCCAGUCGUGGGAUAUGUUGCUCUACAGUGCACUGUGUUCGUUUCCUCGUCUCCAAUGCCCAGUUGUAUGUUUCAAGUUUAAUGUAGAUGUUUCUUUCUUUGUUCC